AUGCCUUUCAAAGUAACAAAUCCAGAGUAUCCUCCUCCCCAUUCUCCCUCAAGCUCUUCCAGCUCUCAUCCAAUGCCCCCAGACCGCGCCUCUCUCCACUCUUCCGUCUCCUCCUCAGACCACACUGCAUUUUCUGCACCAGAACCCAAAAUAUCCUUGGAUGACGUUCUGCCUGGUUACAUUGACUCCGGCCUAGUGCCUCCUCCAGAAAAGGGGUUACCGCCUCUUCCCCGCUAUGAAAAGCAGAAAUCAAGGGAGGACUAUGACCCAUAUGCAGGAGGUUGCUUAAAACUUACUUUCCUUCCUCUUCCUCUCUUACCUGCUCUCCCUGCAGAUCCCGGCCAGUCGUCCUCCUCCUCACAUACUCACGUCUACCCCUUGACUACUGUCGGCCAGCUGGCAACUGCUCUGGGUCCUGACAAUGCCCCCCACACCACCGAAAUUGAGACCAUUCCCUGCUCCGGUGUUCGCAUCCCUUUCGGUCCUCUCAAAGGCCUCCUCGCCUGGAGACUUGUGGUUCGCGUUCCUUCGCCAUCUUCAACCAAAGGAAAAGGUAGACGAUGGAAUGCGAGAGCUAGAAAGGACCAUCGGAGAAACAGUUACCAUACUGACGAUCCAUCCAACCCUAUGCCACCCUCCAAGUCUGCUUCGUAUUCAGAUUCGCCUAUGCUCGAGAAACGUCUCUCCUCAAAGUCUACAGCGUCUUUACCAAUGAGUUACAGCCGAAAGCUUACAUCCACGCCAGAACCUAUACCCAGACCUCCCGUCCAAGGUUAUCCAUCUAUCACACCAUCCAGAUAUGUUGCCCAUGUCCAUUCUUACUCUUAUUCCCAUCCACACCCCGACCCAGUACAGAAAUCUACUCAUGAAGUGUUUCCCUCCGAUGCUGUUGCCACCAAUUUCAUACUUGAUACCAGCCUUUCCUACUCCAUAAUCUCUCGAGAUACCCUUAUUGCUUUAGGAUACCCCGCCCAUCGCUUUCCCGCUCCUGCCCUCUCCAACCCACAUUCUCCCCAUUGGGACGACCACAAUGCAGAAUCUAUCUCUGUCACACUCUCCGUUCAAAAUGUGCUCACCAAGCUGCGCAUUGCGCGUCCGGGGGAGGCGAGCAGACUCGGUGUCCAGUAUCUGCAUGAUGCCGGUGUGAGCGUGUUUUUCCCAAGAAACGGAGAUGGCGUAGGCCCUGUUUUGUAUUUGGAAUCUGCCCGACUUCUCAAAGAUGUCCCUCGCACCAUCACAUCGCUUCCAGGAGGCCAUCGAGGAGUAGGUAUGCCCAAGAUCACAUUACAGCAGCGUGUCCGCGCUCUCUUUGGUCUCGGUUAG
Messenger RNA from Psilocybe cubensis, 1323 nucleotides. RefSeq lists its product as uncharacterized. The coding region runs from base 1 to 1323 and encodes 440 amino acids. The record is from RefSeq and is a predicted model, not a curated record. The transcript is spliced from 2 exons. NCBI's taxonomy places the organism in Eukaryota, Fungi, Basidiomycota, Agaricomycetes, Agaricales, Agrocybaceae.